AACGUGGAGAAGAAAAGUUUGCGAUUGGGGAGGAAAAUAUUUUGGAGAAAGUUUUUUUUAUUUUGAAAGCUGAGGAAAAAGGGGGGAAAACGCUGGGUCAAGACAAAAACGCGAACUGAAAAUAUCCAAGCCAAAUUAUUCAUUGAAAUAAAGCAAACAUCAGAUUGAUCGUGGCUGGUAGUUGUGUGUUUUGCAACCCGAAUUCUGAGGAGAGAGAAAUAAAAAGAGUGGAGGAGCCAAUGGCGACUAAGGGGAAGCAAGGUUUGGCGGCUGACACCUGUCCUCUGACUGAAGAUGGAAAUGAAGCAGAGCAAGAUGGGAGCCGAGUAUCACGGGAGGGGGAAUUGCAAGAAGCACGUCUUAGUGCUAAGGCCAAGAGGAAGUUGAGGAAGAAUUCGUCGCAUGACUCUGAGUCUGGCCGUGAGUCCUUCUCUGACAAUGCGGAGGCUUCUGGCACUAAAGGCAAAAUGGGAGACAAGAAAUCGCGAUCUGGGAAAGGCCGGGGGCUUCCGAAGAAAGGAGGUGCUGGCGGCAAAGGCGUCUGGGGUGCUGCAGCUCAGGUGUAUGAUGUGGAGCAGCCCGACAUCCGUGAUCCCAACUAUGACGACGAUAAACAGGGCGAGACAGUUUACCAAACGGUUGUCCCUGAACUGGAUGAUUGCGAGUUUGAAAAAGCGGUGACACCUAUCAUCCAGGAAUACUUUCAGCAUGGAGAUACGAAGGAAGUUGCUACCCUCCUGGCUCAGCUGAACCUCGGCAGCAAGAAGAGCAAGCUUCCAUUCCUGUCUGUGACCAUGUCCCUGGAGGGCAAGGCAAGCCACCGGGAGUUGAUGUCCCGUCUCCUGGCCGACCUGAUGGGGAAGCGGAUGUCAGUCGAAGACGUGGCUUUGGCUUUCGACCUGCUCCUGCGCGAUUUGCCAGACCUCGUCCUCGACACGCCCGAGGCUCCUCAGAUGCUGGGCCAGUUCAUAGCCCGUGCCAUGGCUGACCAUGUCUUACCUGCUGGUUUCCUGGACAGCUACAGAGGAAAGGUUGAUUGUGAGCAGGCUCGCGUGGCGCUGGACAAGGCCACAGUGCUGCUGAGCAUGAAGCGAGGCGUGCGUCUGGACAAUGUCUGGGGUGUCGGAGGUGGCCUGAGACCCGUGAAGCAGCUCGUCAAAGAGAUGAACCUGUUGCUGAAGGAAUACCUGCUGUCUACAGACACAGCUGAAGCUGGGCUCUGCCUGCAGAAUCUGGAGGUUCCCCACUUUCACCACGAGCUGGUCUAUGAGGCUGUACUGAUGGUCCUUGAAUCCACCAGCAGCAACGCCUCUGACCUGAUUGUAAAACUCCUGAAGAGUUUCUGGGAGUCUGGCUUUGUAACUUUCGACCAGAUGAACCGGGGAUUCAUGCGGGUGUUUAAUGCCAUUCAAGAUAUCAGUCUAGAUGUACCAAACUCUUACAGCACUCUGAAACAGCUUGUGGACCAUUGUCAUCAGCAAGGGGUCAUCACCAAAGCACUCCAAGAUCAGUGCCCAACACGGGAAGCCAUGGCCUUCAUGAAUGAGGACAGGAAUAACUGCCUUAUGCAGGCUGCGCAAUAAGAGGACCCCAAAAGUUGGAAAAGAUGCACCUGAGUGGAGUGGAGCAUUCACCAUAUCCGAGAUGCAGCAAGGGUCGCAUUUGGAUUCCGCAGAAUAAAGAAUGAGUCAGGCAGAAGGCUCCAGUUAAUUGGGACACCUUCCUGUCAUGGUUUUAAUAAUGGAAAACUUGCUAAAAAUGUGCUUUUGAACUCAGCUGUGUCCUGCGCUAUUUUGAUCUAAGCUCAGGUCAGUACUUGAGAACUUGAUUUAGAACUGAGGCCAGUGGAAUGUGAAGCUUUGAAAUGUUUCCAGUCCUUUUGAGGAUUUUUUUAAACUCUGGGUGCAGGAUAGAAAAAUCAACUGUGUAAUUGCAAUUUGGGGCAUUUUCUGUUCUUUAUGGCCUCUUGACAAUAAAGUUUUACAUUUCAUUA
Carcharodon carcharias (great white shark) is the source of this 1993-nucleotide messenger RNA. RefSeq names its product programmed cell death protein 4-like. Lineage: Eukaryota; Metazoa; Chordata; Chondrichthyes; Lamniformes; Lamnidae. The record is from RefSeq and is a predicted model, not a curated record. Bases 240 to 1583 code for a protein of 447 amino acids. Gene Ontology annotation, biological process: negative regulation of DNA-templated transcription. Gene Ontology annotation, cellular component: nucleus; cytosol. The transcript is spliced from 11 exons.